UGGUGGGGCUGGAUGUCGGGGAGCGCACCUGUAAAUACCCAUUUGGGGGAGGGCCCUGAUUGAACAGUCUCCCUCCUAAACUGGGCACAUCAGAGAAUAGCGAAAUGGCACAGAUACUAAAUAUUUUCCUUCGUUUCAUUGUGUGAAAGAAAAAAAAAGGACCCGUUUUCCGGAACAAAGUGACCUGUAAGAAUAAAGCAUUUAAAGACAUCAGCAUAAACCAAGACAAAGAAAAACAAAACGACGAUGGAGAUCUGAAUUAAACACAAAGUGAAGCUCAGCACCAUCUGUGGACAGACUGGUCUAGAAUUACAAAGCAGCCAGCUCUAUUCUCUGGUGAAAGGAGUUUGAAUCUUAGCAGGUCAUUUGCUGCAGUUGAAUGUCAUUUUUCCAAUGCAAAAGGAAGAAGCUAGUCCCAGCCGAUGAAACAAUUAUUGAGAAGCAGAACAACUGAGCAGGUUCACUCAUGUCCUUUAAGGAGGGUCAUUGCCAUCCUCACCUGAUCCGGUCGACAUGACACUCCAGCCCAGUCAACACUUCGGGAUGGCGUGAAGGAACAUUUUCCUUCUGACUUCGUACUAGAAGGAACAAAACGGUCUCCAGAAAUAGCUGUAAACCAGGAGAAUGUCAUACAUGUCCCAGAGGAAGUGCAGGAGAUAUUCAGACAUUUUAUUUCUUAUUGUACAUUUGAGACAAGUGGGUGUGACUGGCUGGGCCAGCAUUUUAUUGUCCGUCCCUACUUUACUCAGGGAAGUGCUGGUGAGCUGCCGCCUUGAACCCCUGCAGUUCAUCUGCUGUACGUUGCCCCACACUGCUGCGAGGGAAGGAACAGCACUGAAGGAACAGCGAUCUGUUUCCAAUUCAGAAUGUUGAACCCUUGACACUUCUUAUGAAUCCCUUCCAGGCUGUGUAAGUGUUCUACUUUAUGGUGCUACAUUGAGCAGAGCAAUACAGCUGUUUGUUCAGGACUAAGCAAUGUCAGUCCCUGUGGAUCCUAUUUGUGUCACUGGGACAGAGAGAGCGCCAUUGUUCUAUUUAUAGGGCAAUCCUUACAAUGGACUACACAAUAGUAUCUUGGACACCAACGAGGAUAAGUGAAUCCAGACUCAGACAAAAAAGAAGCUAAGAAUCAACGCUUUGAAAUCUUAUGGAAACCUAUGAGACUCCAAAAGCAGUGAUUGAAACUUUACAACAAUAUAUCAGAAUUUGAGUGCAACACAAUGGACUGGUACAGCAACGCACCAGGUUCUGAGCACAGGAGCUUAGAACGUUUCAUCAAGUGUUCAGGACCUUGGAACAAAAAAAUCGAAUGCAGCACCAAUAGAGAUUUAUCCUGGAUUGUUCAGUUUCUUUCUCUGUUUUACAAUCGGAUAUCAGUAGCCUCGCAGAUCCAAUAUGUACUUUAUAUUGUUCAAUACUUCUACGAUCCUAUCCUUGCAAUUGUUGGUGUUCCUCUGAACUUCGUGACAAUUCUGAUUCUGUCCCGUGGGAAGUGUGAUCUAUCCAAAUGUGUCACUCUCUACCUGGUGGCUAUGGCAGUUGCGGACCUACUGGUUAUUAUCUUUGAUCUCAUCUUCAGACACAUUCCAAUUGUUUACCGUGAACAUUUCCAUUUCUGGAUUUCUGUCCCCGUGUGCAAUAUCCACGCUGUCCUGCUUUGUGCAGCCACUGACUGUUCUGUUUGGUUCACUGUUAGUUUCACCUUCGAUCGCCUUGUUGCCAUUUGCUGUCAGAAGCUGAAAAGCAAAUAUUGCACUGAACGAACAGCCGCUGUGAUUCUGGGAAUUGUGACUGCUUUGAGCUGCAUGAAGAACAUUUUCUGGUAUUUCAUGCUAUCUGGUAAUUAUUUUCAGGUCAACUUACCCUGGUUUUGUAACAUAAGGGAAAAUGUUUACAAGUCUAUGUUCUGGGUGACGAUUGAAUUUUUACAUCAUAUAUUAACACCGUGCUGCCCGUUCAUUCUGAUUUUGUUGUUCAAUAUAAUAACUGUGAGAAAUAUUUUAUUGACAAGCAGAGCCCAUAGGAAACUCCAUGCUUCUCGUAGUGGCAGAGAUCCAGAGAUGGAGAAUUGGAGGAAAUCCAUCAUUUUACUCUUCAUUCUCUCAGCUAAUUUCAUUAUCUUAUGGUCAACGUUGAUGGUGUUUUCUAUUUGGUAUCGGAUGUUUUCUUUGGGGUAUUAUUCUAUAUCAUUGCAUGUUUUUGUGCUUGAGUUGGGAUUCUUGCUUCAGCUCCUGAGUUGCUGUACUAACACUGGUAUUUAUGCUGUAACUCAGACAAAAUUCAGAAAGAAUUUGGUGAAUGUCAUAAAAUUCCCCUUUACUGCAAUUAUUAAAUUAAUUGUGAGGUAAGAAGGAUGGAAUUGAUGAAAAAUUGCUCUUUUUCCCAAAUAUUUUGCUGAGGUUUGUGGGAAUUGAGACAACAGCAGAUGUGUGUUUCAUCUGAAAUAUGUACAAAAUAAAAUAGGGUUCUGUCCCUAACUAAAUGAAUAAGAUAGAUGAGAAAUGGAACAGUAAAUGGGGCAGCUGGAUU
Messenger RNA from Stegostoma tigrinum, 2529 nucleotides. Its product is annotated as utrophin-like. Gene Ontology annotation, biological process: G protein-coupled receptor signaling pathway; synaptic signaling. Lineage: Eukaryota; Metazoa; Chordata; Chondrichthyes; Orectolobiformes; Stegostomatidae. The coding region runs from base 1221 to 2348 and encodes 375 amino acids. Gene Ontology annotation, cellular component: plasma membrane. Gene Ontology annotation, molecular function: G protein-coupled receptor activity. The record is from RefSeq and is a predicted model, not a curated record. The transcript is spliced from 3 exons.